Molecule: messenger RNA, 3933 nt
Organism: Anopheles coustani
Lineage: Eukaryota; Metazoa; Arthropoda; Insecta; Diptera; Culicidae
Product: protein phosphatase 1H
Exons: 2
Coding region: 806-2680 (624 amino acids)
Biological process (GO): protein dephosphorylation
Molecular function (GO): cation binding; protein serine/threonine phosphatase activity
Source: RefSeq, a predicted model, not a curated record
CAGCAAGGGGCGUAAAAAAAUUGAAUAUACUCGGACAGUACACAUCCGACACCGCGCUACCAGAUUUCGUUUUCGUGAGCAAUACUAUUAGUACCGGAUUGACAACAGAGCAGGCACAAGUUAGCAAUAGUGGCCGAUGGGCGAUGAGCAUAUGAUGAACUAAUUUGUUCCAUUUGCGACCAACGUAAGCCCGAACCCAGCAAGAAAUCCGUCCCCGAAUCGCAUGUCUGCCGAGCGUUGUCGUCGGAUGGCACCAGCAGCAGUGGUUUUGGAACAGCCUGUCCAUAUGUAAAGGAAGUUCUGUGCAGUUUGUUGCGAGCGGUGUUGGCUGCUGAUCGGGUUUUGCAAACCCCGUACGAGUGGGGCUUUCGGGAGCAGAAAGCUGGAAGGAAGUGACGGAUCUGCCUCCGACGGGCCUGAUAAGAGGUCAGUGUUUCCCCGUCACACAAUCACGCCAAACUUGGUUUGCGAGGGGUACGGAAUGUUGCCGCACCGUUUUACCAUCCGACACGAAGGAGGUACUAAGUGAAUUAUAAAACAUCUUCACAAGAAUACCACAACCAAGCUACUAAGCGUUGGAGCGGUAGGUGGCAAACACACGGCAGUGAGCAACACACGGUGAGAAGAAGCGACCGGUGACGGCCGGUGGACGAAGGGAAGAAGCAGCGAGUAGUGCGUGACUACUGCAGUGCAGCCGCGCAUCAUUGGCGUCAGCCCAUUUUUCCUGCAAUUUGCACCGCAGCUCGACGAAACAGCUUCACCGCCAGCUCGGUGAAGCUCGCGCUGAACCGGCUUCACACUGGAGAUGUUCAACCGUAUCCGGAUCCGUGUGCUCACCGCGGUGGCACCGGAUCCACCAGCGCUGCCUGCUGGCCAUGGCGGGCAUCAAGCGUACGGCGGUGGUGGUGGUGGUCGAACGAGCAGCAGUCACUCCGGCAAAGACUAUGACUCUGUCAGUGGAGGCGGGGGCGGUGGAGGUGGCAAAAAUUUGCCCGAAAAGUUCCAGUACGCGCGGCCACCGUUCCUGCAGCUGCUCACGUACGACGAGCUGAAGGCGAGUGCGGAUCACAACGUGCGGCCGAUCAUAGUGCCGCGCGACAUUUCACUGCUACCGUGGAACACCGGGUACGCCGAGUGCGUCAACUCGGGCAAGUCGAAGUGGAACGAGGACCAGGCCGCCUUCCAUCGCCAGGUCCUGUCGCACCCGUCCAAGCAGUACCACGACCUGCCGUACACCUACUUUGGCAUCUACGAUGGGCACGCCGGGUACGGGGCGGCCCUGGCGGCUGCAAAUCAGUUCCACUACAUCCUGCACGAGAAACUGGUGGACGUGAUCGACCUGCUGAUGCCGCGCGUCGAAAGCGAGGGCGGUGGGCUGCCUCUGCACGCGCCACCACUGUUGCCCCAUCCGAGCUUGUUCCACAAGCAGGUGUCGAAGGAUGAGCUGAUCGUCGGAGCGCUCGAGUCCGCCUUUGCCGACAUGGACGCAGUGCUGGCCGAGGACCGUGAUAACUAUCGCAAUGCGGGCGGCUGCACCGCACUGGUGGCGCUGUUCAUCCUGGGCAAACUGUUCGUGGCAAACGCCGGCGACUCGCGGGGCGUGCUGUGCAAGCGGGUGCGGCGUAGAAAGGUGCAGCCGUCUCACGACAACCAAAUGAACGGCGAACGGGAGCCGGCGGAAAAUGGUGAGCUAGCCCCGGACGACUUUGAGGUAGUGGCCGAACCGUGCUCGUUCGACCAUACACCCGACACGGAGCGGCCCCGGUUGCUGACAGUCGGCAAGCAUAAUCCGGCCCUGCUCGGCGGUGAGUACAUCGCCAUGGAGUACGCCAAGAAGCCGACCUCGAAGGAUCUCGGCACGCGCAUCCUCUACCGACAGGGCGCGAUGCGCGGCUGGACCUACAAGACGCUCACGGUGAAUGAUCUGAAGAUCCCGCUGGUGACCGGGUCCGGCAAGCGCAGCCGACUGCUCGGCACGAUCGGUGUAACGCGCGGCUUCGGCGACCACGAUCUAAAGGCGCUCGGGAGUAACCUGCCGAUCAAGCCAUUCCUCAGCGCCCACCCGGACGUGCGGUGCUUCGACCUGUGCCAGGUCGAGGGCGACCCGACCGGACCGAACUGCGACGGCGACUACGGCAUACUGGUGAUGGCCACCGACGGCUUGUGGGACGUGAGCGAGUCGGCCCAGGUGGCCGCGACCGUGUUCGGCACGCUCCGGAAGUUCCCCACCGAGCGCCACCGGUACACGAUGGCGGCCCAGGAGCUGGUGGCGAGAUCGCGCGGUCGCGCCAACGAGUCCGGCCACUGGCGGCUGUCGGAUUCGCGGGCCGCUGCCACCGUCGACGACAUCUCCGUCAUCGUCAUCCCGGUGCACCAAUACUACCUGGAGUAUCUCGAGUGGACCAAAACGGUGGCGGCCCGCAACCAGGUCCGCAAGGCGACUGCGACCGCCACCACAGUUGCCGCUCCCGUCCCGCUGGUGCCCGAGGCGGGGCUGGCCAAGGAGACGACCGGCACGGUGGCAUCAGGCAAUGAUUUCAGCUCCUCGUCCGAGUCGGAACCGCCGGAAGAGGCCCAGGAGGCCGAAAACAAUCUCAACGCAAUGAAUAUUCCGCCGCCGGUGGCUAAGCUAACGACGACAGCGCAGCCGCUGGGUUUAGCCGACGCCCUGCCGCGCUAGAGCAACGCUGACACAGGCAGACAAGUGAUUUCAAUCAUAAGUUCCAAUAGAUUACAAAACGCAGGGCUUCGAUGGUGACGAUUAUGCUAGAGGUCUCUUCUCUACCCUCUACCCUUGGGAGGACAAAUCAUAUUUUGCCACCUAUUUAACUACCGGUUUGUAGUCGAACACUCCUACUCGUUUGUAGAACUCCUCCUACGUAGACUCUCCGAGUGGUGCACUCCACUCCAGCGCGGCUGUUAUUGUAAAUCAAGUGACUUUCCUUUCCAAUUUCAAUCUCUAUCGACGCCGACUAUAAACAAUACUAUAUACUCGUAAGCAAACAAAUUCGGUAACUUAUACGUAGGAAGAAAAACAAAAAAGGCUAACGGAAACGUUAAAGUAUUUAUGCCGCGACACCACGACGUCGUCUGUUCGUUCGCUCUUUCCGCUCAAGGAUGUAGCCACACCAUGUAGCCAGCGCUUGCAUCCAGUGUUUUCGGUAGGCUUUAGAGGUAGGACGAGCGUAAAGUAAUUAGGUUCUAGCCUGCCGUCAUAACCCCUCGAUGGGGACGGCAUCGACGAGCAAGAUGGUAAUUUAUAGAACAAAGCGCAAGAAAAAAAAACACCCAAAGAAGGGCGUUGAGUAGCGAGCGGAAGGAGCGGGUUUUAGGUUUUAGUAUGAUCCUUCACCCGGCGAAAGAGGACGCCUUUGCUUAAGAUAGUUCUUUGCCGUCUCGAGAUGAUAUCAGUACCAGUAGGAUGUAAGAUGCACGCACGGCGUUAGGGAAGGGAUGCUGGACGUGCCAGCUUCCAGCAACGAAACAAAACGAAAAGGGAAGGGAAGAGAGCGAAGAAAACCAAACGGGAAACAGGAAGCGAUGCAAUCGGUCAACUCUGCGGCUUGCAAAGGGGUCACACUCACCUGGAACAUAGUUUGAGGGCCGAGUAGUAGACGGAGAAGACGCUGAUGAGGAAGUGUACGGCCAGCGCGACCAGCAGUCCAGUGCCGGCAGUGACGGCACCCCAGAUUAACUGUGGAUUUUUGUUGGUUUGUUUAUUUUUUUAUUAUUUUUUUUAAUAUAGGAAGCACAAGCAUUCCGUUGAAAAGAAAGAAAAAGAAGAUAGAGAAUGGGGGCAUGAGUAGGUGAGGUGUAGUAGGCAUGUUGGCGAUGUGAGGAUGAAUCGUGUUUAGGACGGAUCGGCUGAAAUUUGUGGCGCGUGAUGAAAUAUAGAGAACUCAAAAAUAUCAUAUUUCAACGUACUUUUCCCUC